Messenger RNA from Nicotiana attenuata, 1997 nucleotides. RefSeq names its product protease Do-like 10, mitochondrial. The coding region runs from base 138 to 1919 and encodes 593 amino acids. Gene Ontology annotation, biological process: proteolysis. Lineage: Eukaryota; Viridiplantae; Streptophyta; Magnoliopsida; Solanales; Solanaceae. The transcript has 8 exons. Gene Ontology annotation, molecular function: protein binding; serine-type endopeptidase activity. The record is from RefSeq and is a predicted model, not a curated record.
UAUUGAAGGGUUUUAGAAUCUCUAAUAAGGCCUAAUACCCUUCCCCUUACGCGCGCUCCGAAGGACACCGGCGUAAUAUUCCGUCGGAGGCUAAUUUAAUCUCCGGUGAACAUCGCCGGAAAUACGCCGGUGUUACGAUGUUACGAAUAGGUUCUACUCUCCGUACAACACGAAAGCUCUUAAACAGAAAUCUCCACUUUCAAUACCCUAUUAUCGCCGGAGAUGUAGCUCCGGUACAUCACCGACGUCAAGAGCUCCAUCGCUUUGUUCGGUGUUGCAAUUAUAGCAGCACUGUUGAUAAUACUUCUGUUUCCACCUCAUUUUUUCCCACUUUGAGCAACAGCAAUAGCUCAACAACUUCUGCAGAACCUCAUGCCGAGAGAGCUGAGGAAAAUGAUAGUCUUCAAUCCGAUGUAUCGGAAGUAGAACCGGUGGCGGCGGUGGAGCAGCGGUUAAGUAGUGGAAUGGAGGAUGCUUAUUUAGCAAUAGAGCUAGCAUUGGAUUCUGUAGUUAAGAUAUUUACCGUUUCCAGUAGUCCUAAUUACUUCCUUCCCUGGCAGAACAAGUCCCAGCGUGAAACUACCGGCUCUGGUUUUGUUAUUCGGGGAAAGAGGAUCCUAACAAAUGCUCAUGUUGUGGCUGAUCAUACGUUUGUACUUGUAAGAAAGCAUGGUUCCCCUACCAAGUAUAGAGCAACAGUGCAAGCUGUUGGUCAUGAAUGUGACUUGGCUAUUCUGGUGGUAGAAAGUGAAGAAUUCUGGGAGGGCAUGAACUCUUUGGAGCUUGGUGAUGUUCCAUUUCUCCAAGAAGCUGUGGCUGUUGUUGGUUAUCCUCAAGGGGGAGAUAAUAUAUCUGUGACAAAAGGUGUUGUCUCAAGGGUAGAACCUACGCAAUAUGUACAUGGCGCUAGUCAACUAUUGGCAAUACAAAUUGAUGCGGCUAUAAAUCCAGGGAAUAGUGGAGGACCAGCAAUUAUGGGUGACAAAGUUGCUGGAGUUGCUUUCCAAAACCUCUCUGGUGCAGAGAAUAUUGGCUACAUUAUUCCUGUUCCUGUGAUAAAGCAUUUUAUAGCUGGAGUAGAAGAACGGGGCGAAUACGUUGGGUUUUGCUCUCUGGGCUUGUCAUGCCAACCUACUGAAAAUGCACAGAUUCGAGAGUACUUCCAAAUGCAGUCCAAAUUGACAGGUGUACUCGUUAGCCGAAUCAACCCACUUUCUGAUGCUUCUAGAGUAUUAAAGAAAGACGAUAUAAUCCUCUCAUUUGAUGGCGUCCCCGUAGCAAAUGAUGGAACAGUUCCUUUCCGAAACAGAGAGAGGAUCACAUUUGACCAUCUGGUAUCUAUGAAGAAACCUAAUGAAACUGCUGAACUUAAAGUCUUGAGAAAUGGCGAAGUGCAUGACUUCAAAAUCACGCUUCAUCCUUUGCAGCCACUUGUUCCAGUUCAUCAAUUUGACAAGCUUCCGAGUUAUUUCAUUUUUGCUGGUCUCGUCUUUAUUCCAUUAACUCAACCAUUCCUUCACGAGUAUGGAGAAGAUUGGUAUAAUGCCUCACCCCGUCGGUUGUGUGAACGAGCACUUCGGGAACUACCUAAGAAACCUGGCGAACAAUUCAUCAUCCUUUCUCAGGUGUUGAUGGAUGAUAUUAAUGCUGGUUAUGAGCGCCUUGCCGAGUUACAGGUGAAGAAGGUUAAUGGCGUAGAAGUUCUGAAUUUGAAACAUUUACGUCAGCUUGUUGAAGAUGGUAACCAAAAGAAUGUGAGAUUUGAUUUGGAUGAUGAGAGAGUGAUUGUUUUGAAUUAUGAAUCUGCAAGAAUAGCUACAUCGCGUAUACUGAAACGCCAUAGAAUACCGCAUGCAAUGUCUAGUGACCUUACUCAUGAUGAAAAUGCAGCUGAACUUCAGUCAGCGUGCUCAAGCUAAUUUUUGUAUUACUUCUCUUCACUAUUCUUUCCAAAUUUUUGCUAUUUAUAUAUCUUAUGGUUUAUUCAAAAUUAUGUA